AUAUUAAUUAUACCGAGUAUAUCUGUUUUAUAUUUUUUUAUAUUAACACAAUACUCUUGGCUCAACAAGCCAUAAUUUUGAGUAUUAAAAAUGUUUAUUCAAUAAACAUAUACCACUUAAAUGAAUAUUAUUUAUAUUAUUCCACAAAAUCAUAUUAGAACGAUAUCCAUGCACUCUAUAUUUGCUCCAAACAUUCUCGCUUAAUAAUACCUUCUAGACAAAGAUGCGCAAAUAUUUCUGCGCAAAGCUACAGUUAUAAACAUCUAUGUUGAUACACUUAUCGAUAUUUAUGUAUACACUAUCGACUAAUAAAAAUUUAUGUUUAUUUUAAUUUUUUACUAAUAUAUAAAGAAAAAACUAUUAUGCGAUGAAAUAUUUAAAAUAUGAAAUAUUUACAUUGUACUUAUACUCAUUUUGCGCACGUAUUGAAUCAUUGCAAAUUGUCACGUAGUAAAUAUGUCAGAACAAUGUGUACUAUAUGUGUAAUAAGUGUAGAUUAUAUGUAUAUAUAUAUGGUUAAAAAAUAAAUUUUCUUUAGAAUGAACGAUAAUUACGAACAAUUGACUGUCAAAGAUGUAACUAGUUAUGUUGCAUCUUUAACAAUAAUAUUUGGUGGUAUCAUACCGUAUAUACCACAAUAUAGAGAAAUCAAGAGAAAAAGAGAUGCAGAAGGAUUUUCUUUAUAUGUUUGUUUGACAUUGUUAAUUGCAAAUACUCUCCGCAUUUUAUUUUGGUUCGGUAAACAUUAUGAAACACCUCUUUUAAUUCAAAGCAUUAUAAUGAUCAUUACAAUGUUUAUUAUGAUUAAACUUUCUGUCAACAUACACAAUAGAAGUCAAAUAAUUAAAUUAAAAGAACGAGUAUUUACAGAUUUGGAGACAAGAUUCUUUUGGAAAUGGACAGAUUUCCAAUCUUACUUAGAUUUUAUGCUGCUAUUUGCUAUUAUGGGUGGAAUAUUAAUGUAUUGGUUUAUAGAUGUACCCAUAUUUGUGGAAAUUGUUGGUUUCCUUGCAGUAUUAAUAGAGGCAAUGCUUGGAAUACCACAAUUUUUACGUAAUUUUUAUAACAAAUCCACGAGUGGAAUGAGUAAUUUACUUUAUAAUUUUAGUAUAACAAUGGUUAGCAUGUGGACAUUAGGAGAUCUCUUUAAGACUUGUUAUUUUGUAUUACGAGAAGCUCCAAUUCAGUUUGAGGUAUGUGGUGCUCUUCAAAUUAUAAUAGAUAUCGCGAUACUAACACAAGUAUAUAUUUAUCAAAAGAAUACAUCAAUGCAUCCUCAAGUUAUUACACGAGCUGAUUAGUUAGUUAAAAAUAUAUUAUUAAUUACGUUAAUUUUUAAAAAUAAUUUACCAUAAAUAAUGAAACAAACUAUUUUUGUAAAUUUGUAUCAAACUAUCUUGUAUAAACACAUAAGAAAACUAAUAUUACAAGGUCCAAUAAGCAUAGUUGUAUGUAAACUUUUGACAAUCAUUCUAAUACUGACACUUGUUUAAUAGUAUCAUGUAGACAUUAAUCUUUUUGAAUACCAAAUUUGUAUAAAUUUAUAUUUAUUAUUAUUUAAUUAAGAUAUGUAUCUUAAAUGUGUAUGUUAAGUAAAAUAUGUAUAUACAUAUAAAUAUCAAGAACUGAAUAUAUUAAGAACUUGUAAUUAAGAAAUAAAAUAGUGAAUUAGAUUUUUCAUCAAUACAAAGAAAUGAAGAUUUUUGAGAAAGUAUUAAGAAAUCAAAAAUUAUAUAAAAGGAAUAUAAAUUAAGUCCUUGUUUAUAUUCUGUAUAUUAUAUAAUGU
Molecule: messenger RNA, 1786 nt
Organism: Vespa velutina
Lineage: Eukaryota; Metazoa; Arthropoda; Insecta; Hymenoptera; Vespidae
Product: solute carrier family 66 member 2
Exons: 4
Coding region: 540-1301 (253 amino acids)
Biological process (GO): retrograde transport, endosome to Golgi; phospholipid translocation
Cellular component (GO): endosome; trans-Golgi network
Source: RefSeq, a predicted model, not a curated record